Messenger RNA from Neurospora crassa OR74A, 4833 nucleotides. RefSeq lists its product as hypothetical. Gene Ontology annotation, biological process: nuclear-transcribed mRNA catabolic process, nonsense-mediated decay. The transcript has 4 exons. Bases 669 to 3770 code for a protein of 1033 amino acids. The record is from RefSeq and is a predicted model, not a curated record. NCBI's taxonomy places the organism in Eukaryota, Fungi, Ascomycota, Sordariomycetes, Sordariales, Sordariaceae. Gene Ontology annotation, cellular component: telomerase holoenzyme complex. Gene Ontology annotation, molecular function: protein binding; telomeric repeat DNA binding; telomerase RNA binding.
GGACCACACACCCACAUGAUUGCGCGCGUUAUCCCCUUGAUCAUCUUUUGCAUCUCUAUCGAUCCCGUCCGACCCAACUUUUUUUCUUUGCAGACCCCCAAUCUUCGUUUUGGAGGUUCCGCCUUGCGCGCGUCACCGGAUCGGCAUAGGAUUCCUCGCAACAACCACCACUACGCCCGCCGCGUACUCGUCUCCGAUUGCCGCGAUACGGGUCUCGCCUCGCCGUUCUAGUCAUACAAUUUUUUGUCCCGCCUUCCAAUGUGCUCAACAUCGCCGGACCGUUGUCGACCUGCAGCCCGCGAGACGCAGCGCCCCCCUGCGCACAUCCGCCGAAGAGAAUUUCUGAACGAGUGAUGGAGCACUUGCAGUACAACCGCCCCAUCUCGGUUUGUCCAGGCUUAGUGUAGAGCUUGAUGCUCAAUUGCCCGGAAUUUGCACAACAUUUAGUCCGGUAUACCUCCGACUACGACACGCCGAACUCUACGCAUACAUACAUAGGUACUCCUGCUCGGGCGCCCACCCUCCACCAUCGUACAUAACGGCUCCAGUCGCCCCUCCAGACGGACGCCCAUCGAUUUGUUGUCGCCUUGCCUUUUCUGCUCCACACAACAACUUCAUCCGCGGUGGGUGACAUCGACUGCUCGUCGACUACGCCCAAACCCGGCAUCAUGGCGACAACAGGUGCCAUUCCACCGGCCGAGGAGGCAUGGAAGGCCGCCCAGAAGCUGCGAGCUGCGAUCCACAAGGAAACUCAAAGCAUCCAGCAUGGCGGACCGGGCUCGAAUGAGGAGGCUCGCUUCCAAAAGAUCGAGAAGCUAAUGGAAAACUACCGUCUCCAUUGUGUUAGCAUCAUCUGGACCGACAUUCGCGCAGCGAGCGAACUGGACGUCGAGCAGACCCUCUGGAGCACCCACAGCAUGGUCACCAAUGCCUACCGAAAUGCCAUCGGCAAAAUUCAGGGAUCUGGUCAAGCGGUCCACAAGCGCAGCAUAGAGAAGCUCUAUCUGGCCUUCCUCAAGACGACCCAAUAUUUCUACAAGGGCUAUCUCCAGCGAGUGUGCGCCCGCUACAACAUGAAACAACUAAAGCGUGUUGCCCGCAUGGCCGACCUGGAGGACAUGUCUGUGCCGGAAGAAGACAGGGUCGACGCUACCGCUGCGAACCUAGAGGGGCUUGUCACCGCGUCCUGCCACAGAACCUUGGUAUAUAUGGGCGACUUGGCCAGAUAUCGCACCCUCAUCCGUUCCAAGGACCGCCGCUUCGACACCGCCCUGGCUUACUACUCAAUGGCCAAUGACCUCGUGCCAGAGUCUGGAUUUGCCCAUCACCAGAGUGGACACAUCUAUGCCACCCUCGAGAACCAUCUGGAGGUUGUUUACCAUUUUUACCGCGCCAUCGCCUGUGACAAGCCGCACCCGAAUGCCCCGGCCAACCUCGAAACCGAGUUCAAAACCCUUCGGAAGCGGAAAGCUGCUGCCGCGGCUAAGGGUAGUGAUGAUGCUAUGAUCUCUUGGUUUGUCAAGCUCCAUGCCUUUUACGCAAAGGGCGAGGAGUUCAACGAGCGCAAGGAACUUGAAGCCGAGGUUGACACGCGUUUGGCUUUGGCUUUGACCAAGAGCAACCAAGCCGAUGUUACCAAAGUUCUUCUCAAAAUGGUUCUCAUCAACAUCACGGCUUACGUUGUUGGAAAGAAGAAUGUUGAAGCUGGCUGGACAACCGAGAAAUCUCUGUCCUGCCAAUUUAUCUUGUUGCAGAACGUUCGGGUCAUCCAUACGAUCUCCCGCAUCCUCCACGAGGAAGUUCAAGAUAUCCUGCGGCGCCCGGCUGCCCCUGGUGAUGCUUCCACGAAGAAAGCGGAUACGACCAGCAGAUAUACUGCCACCUUCCAACGCACGCUGCCCCUUUUGCGCGUGUAUAUGACCUGGCUAUGCUCCUACAGCAAGGACAUCGUGGAGUUCCAGGCCUACCUGGAGCCGCUUUACGGAAACAUGUGCAAGGCUCUCGGCCGCGCGCUCACCGUUCUGUUCGAGUUGUGGCUGAGCGACACCAACCUUAAGUCUAUCGUUCCAUACCAGUUCCCCGAGGACGAGGAAACCAUCGGUAUCAAAUGCCUGAACGGGCCCGACCUUCAUGACGGCUGUCAACUGUCUUAUGAUCCUACCACUUGCAAGCCGAAGCCCAGAGCUGAGGACGUCAAGGAUGCCAGCUUUACCGAAGACGACAUUGCUUUCACUCGCAUCUUCGAUGUCCUCUUCUGUGCAAUUGACCUUGCUGAACGCUCGGCUUUCCCUCUCAUGGUUUGCAAACUUAUAGAGGAUUCGCGCGAGGUGACCAAGUUCGCGUAUGCAGAGGGCGGAAAGCAGGAGUCCGUUGCGCAACCUGAAGUCGAACAACAACCUGCCUCCGAGACCGGACUUCCGGUUACUGAGCAUAUUCCGUCUCCCAUAGCUGAGCAGGUUCCCGUGGAUGCUCCGAUUGCGAACCCUGUUUCGGCUCCUGUGGCUGCCGCAGUUGCCGCUCCCGUCGCGGCACCUAUUGAGGAGAUUGCUCUAGACAGCCUAGACGAGUUUGCUGAAGAUCGUGAUUUCUAUAGAGAUCCUAAGGAGAUGCAGCCUGCUGUGAGCCGGGCUUCUGCUUCACGAGCACCAAAGGCACCCCAGGCUGCUUCAAACUCCGAGUACUCCAUUGACGCCCAAAUGUAUCAGCUCUUGAGCGAUUUCCUUGCUCCCCCCGAUACCACGGACCAUACUCGGAAGCCCAGCAGCCAUGGACCAGACGAAACUUCGUACGGAAUCGGUUCUGUCACUGCUAACGAGCUUCGCAAUGCUUUCGGAUCUCCUAGCCCAGGCUCAGGCUCGGGGCAUGGUUCUGCGUCGGGGUCAGCUCCGGGGUCAGCUACUGCCAGAGGAUACCAGCAAUUGCCUUGGAACUAUUUCUACACUCCUGCGGCUGCUGACAACGACGUCCCGAGGUCUUCCGUGAGCCGUGGUACUCCCGGUCCUUGGGGAGGACACGGAUCACCAUAUCUGCAUUCUAAGAGCAUGAGUAACACCGCAAUUCCGUCAGGAGCCUCGAUUACCACUGGCCCUAGCACCGUUGAACAGCAACUGGCCAACCAGCUGGCCAGCCUUAUCCCUUCCACUUCCGCAAAGCAUCAGUCUGCUUCUCCCCGCGGCGUAUGGCCGGAGCUGGGACAGGCAUCAGCUUCGCAUUCGAGACAACGGUCCAAUGUCGGCGGGGCUGGUUCCAGUUGGAAUCCUGCUGUCGGCAACCCCCCUGGGCUGUGGGGUGACAUGCCCAACUCCCCCUUUUCCUCUAUGUCCUUCUCGGGUGCAACUUCGAGCCUGCCGCCAGUGAACAGUCCUUGGGGCUUGCCAGCAAAGUCCCACUGGGACGCUGUUCCCAAUCGCAACCCCGGCGUGUCAGCGGCUCCCAAGUCCGCCGGUUUGGUUGGUAGGAUCCCCCCAGGCUUCGGACCUGUUCACGGAAACUCGAGCCCCAGUGGCGCAUAUGGGAAUGGAGGACAGUUUGACGCAGUCAACAGCUUCGGACAGAGUGGCAUGGCUACCAGGACCGCACAUCAAAAUGCCUUCAACCAGUCAAACGCAGACACCUAUGCCACUUCUCAGGUUGAGGAGUACAAUAGGCAAGCUCUUAUGAACGCUUGGGCUAAUGAAUACGGGCGCACCUCGGCUGCCUUCGCUGCUGCACCUCCGGGCUUCGAAGCUGGCGGAAGGCCCCAGCCCCCACCGGGGUUCCCCAAGCGCUGAAUGUCGACGUUGAUCAUACGUCAAAACACAAACACUGGUUUUUUUUACCAUACUGGUACUCUUCAAUGAUGGCAACAACAGUUGAAUGGUCGGCCGUGCCUCUCGCCUAGAAAUCUGCGUUAAGGAACCCAUCCGCUUAGUCUAGUCCGGAGUCCAUAAUAUUGUUGGGAGUAGACACCGACACGACAAGGAUUUGCGACAACACGUUUACGAUGACUUAAGCGAUGAUUCGCAGAACCCCAUUUCACAUUGGGGUCACCAGAUGGCGAAAUCGGAUAAGAACAUUUGCGAUAGCUUCUUGCCAUACCAUGCUGGAGGCUUCAGUCAUUCUAACUGCCGUUAACACCUCGACAACUGAUUGUCUGCACGUCUGCGCUGUCCCUCCCUUAGGAGUCGGGGAAGAAUGACGAGGCAUAAGGAAUACAAGACGGAACGCGCUUGAAAAGGAAUUUGCAAAACUCAGUCAGCAAGGUGAUCACCCACCCAAUGAGUUAUUCUGCUUCGCACAGCCUCGUGCUUCCUUUAUCAGUGGCGUAUCACGCACGCAUCUUGGAUUCAUUUCACUAUUUGCGCGUUUGGUCUUAUUCGACCUUAACCGUCCCGUGGUCCUGCCACCACUUACCGGAGGCAAUUAUGCAGGUUCUUGUUGCUUUCGUCUCGCCUCUUUUGAGUGACAGGAACAGCGUAUUACUAUUGACCCAAGUAUGUGUAUGAAAGGGCUUUUUGGAAGGAAGGAAAAGGUGAGGAGUUGCAGAGAAGCGAAAGAAUCAAGAAGCAGUGGGGUUUCCGUUCUCGAGGUGGAAAAAAAAGACGAGGAUUUGAGCAAAAGAGGAAUUGGGCGCUCCAGAUGUUGAAGCUUAGCCAGAGAGGAAUGAAGACAAGGAAGAAGAACGAAAGAUACUGAACAACACAACCAAAACUGAAUUUGAGUUUUUAGCAGAUUGACAGACGCGCGCUUCGACACAUGACUUUGAAAGCAGAACUUCAACGAGGAAAUUCAAGGCUAUAUUACCAUACACCAUGCCUCUGAAUGUGUCAAUGCUAGUCAUCUUAUACCUAUCUG